Molecule: messenger RNA, 1674 nt
Organism: Owenia fusiformis
Lineage: Eukaryota; Metazoa; Annelida; Polychaeta; Sabellida; Oweniidae
Source: the annotation of a GenBank genome assembly
UAGAUCGUUAUCUUAUUGGCUGAUCAGAUUGUUGAUAAAACGUCACAAGUCUCGUCUGCGCAUGCGCGAGACGCUACUCGGCAUAUUGAAAAAAAUAUUGGAAAACACGCAAAAGAUGAAUAACUUUGAAGAUUUUGACGACAUUCUGGGGGAUAUUGACGAUACCUUUGGUAUACAGGGUUACCAGUUCGAGCCUGAAUACACAGAAGAAGAACUGAGAGAGAUGGAAGUAGAAGAGGCCCGUUUGAGAGACGCAGAGGCUGAAAAUGAAAUUCCCGAAGUCCUGGAUUUCUGCAUCUGCAAGAAAACAGAUCUUGAAAUGGGAUGUGAUCGGGCGAAUCUUCUAGAUUCCAAAGAGGCUGUCUGUUGCCGCGGGGAACAGUGGAUAGAUCUCCUAUCUUCAAAGUGCGGCCAAGAGGAAGAAUGUAUUACAAACCAUGACGAUUUUGCUGUCGUCAUUCUGCAUCCAGCCGUACUUCUGUUGGCCUUUUGCAGAUUCUUGGAUUUCAAGAAAAGGAAGUGCGCCAGACCCAAUUCAUUGACAAAUAGCCAGUCCAGACUCAUGGCGUAUCGUCAAUUUGUCACCUGGGCCUAUUGUGGCAACAGACUGGGAAAGAAAAACCGAGUGGUUAUCCCUGCCUGUGUGACGGAGCGGAUCAGACAGAAGUUCCCAAAGGCUGAGGGAGAAUCCUAUAAAGGUUAUGCAGAUUAUUUGGAGGAAGAAGAUGAUGUUGAAGUGUGACCUGGAUUGAGUCGGAGAAUUUGAACUGAUGAACACCAUUGGAACAUCAUUGGAGAGGAGUCUAGCAACUGUAAAUAGUGAAUACAAUAUAUCACAUAUAGUUUAUGCGAUAUUGUAAAUACAUGUAAUGUGUAUCAUCAUAUGGAAGUUCAGUGUAUAUAUGCCAUAUAUGGAUAUGAAUGACUCACAACUAAAUCAUCAUCACAUAUUGCAGUAUUGUAUGCAGUAUUAUGAUGAAUAACUAGACAUAUCAUCAUAUGGAAGUUCAACAUAUUAUAUAUGGAGAUUGAUGACUCACAACUACAUGGUGACUUUAUAUAGUGUGUAUAUGCAGUAUUGGAAAUAAUAUAUAUCAUCAAAUGGAUGUCAGUGUAUAUAUGGAGACUGGUGACAUAUUGUAUAUAGUGUAUAUACUCAAGUACAUAUGUACAUCAUUACACAGAGCUUCAAAUACAAUUCGUAAUACAUGUAUAGACAAUAUAAACACUAUUUGUGUAUUAUGGAUCAGAUUAUAAAGUAAUUUAUUCGAUACAUAUUUGGACUUAGAAAUACAUUCAAACACAAUAUGUGAUGCUUGAUAGAAUGGAUAAUUUUGCUUUAUUAUAUAAAUGUUUUCAUAAAUAGAAUUGUUUCAUCUGUGCUAAAAUAACUUGCAGUCAGUUUUUCAGUCUAAAGUUAUAUUUUACAUGUUCUUGAAAAUACUUCUUUCACUUCUCAAAUUGCCAAUUGUUUCCAAGAAUAGACUUCUGUUACCUUUUGUUCAAAAAUGGAUAUUUUCCACAAUGAGAUGUGGAUCUCAAUCUCAGUGGCCAGAAUCAUGUAAAUAGCUGUAUAAAAUGUAUGUGAUACUUAGAUACUGUUACUGUCAAUAAACAAUUGUAAACAACAGUCAUUUUUAUGUUUCACUUUUUAUUGGUCGGCGAGUUCCUGAC